Hydatigera taeniaeformis is the source of this 426-nucleotide messenger RNA. Lineage: Eukaryota; Metazoa; Platyhelminthes; Cestoda; Cyclophyllidea; Taeniidae. The record is from the annotation of a GenBank genome assembly.
AUGAUCAAAGCACAAGAAGCUCCACUCAAAGCCCGAUGUAUGUUCACUUCUUUAAUUCCAUGCGAUUCUCAUUUUUUGCUGUCCAGCACUUUCGUCUUUCUUCUUCUUCUUCUUCUUCUUCUUUUCCAUGCUCUCCAACCAUUCACAAAAGAUGGAGCGCAUGGCUACGACAACAUGGAAAGCGAUAUGCACCCCUUCAUGCUGGCAAUGGGUCCCGACAUUCCCCACUUUACCGACCGCAAGCACUUCUACCAGGUUGAUCUCUACCCCUACAUCUGUGCAAUGCUGGGCUUGGACAAGCCGAACAGAAUUGACGGGCAGAUCGACCGUGUCCUGCCUUACUUGAAGAACAAGCCAAGUAGAGAGUACGUCGACCAAUUCCGGCUCUACGCUUCUGGAACACUACCCCACCAAGACCUUUACUGA